This is a messenger RNA of Eleginops maclovinus (Patagonian blennie), 1387 nucleotides long. It is a transcript of the gene ino80c, whose product is annotated as INO80 complex subunit C. Gene Ontology annotation, cellular component: Ino80 complex. Gene Ontology annotation, biological process: chromatin remodeling. The record is from RefSeq and is a predicted model, not a curated record. The transcript is spliced from 5 exons. Lineage: Eukaryota; Metazoa; Chordata; Actinopteri; Perciformes; Eleginopidae. The coding region runs from base 134 to 736 and encodes 200 amino acids.
AUGUUGAUACCGGAAGUGAAAUACAUUCAUAUCCGGUGUGAACUAUGCGGUCGUUAGGCGGCUGACUAAUAGUAAAGAUAAAAAGCUUCAUUCGCAUUUAACGUUUAUAUUACAAUCACUUCGCUCACCACGAAUGGCGUCUCAGAUCUCCAUCACCGUCAGAGCUCAGCCGGCAGCUGCAAGCUCGGCAGCGCUCCGGGGGAAGAAACGUCCUGCUAGUCCGGCGGCUGGUUCCGCUCAGCCGGUCCCCGGGAGCAGCAAGAAGAAGAAAGGGCAGCCGACAGCCACACCAGCAACACAGACUCAGAUAACAGCAGCAGAGUCAGUGGCGGAGGUGAAGGUAGUGGGAACAGUUGAGAACGCUCCAAAUGUUCCCUCAGAGUCAACAGCAAAGCCUCCACCGUUCAAAGACCCCGCAUUUACGCAUUCUGGGAUUGGUGGAGCAGCAGCGGGUAAAAAGAACCGGACCUGGAAAAAUCUCAAACAGAUCCUGGCUUUGGAGCGGACUUUACCCUGGAAGCUUGAUGAUCCCAACUACUACAGCAUCGAUGCUCCUCCCUCCUUGAAGCCAACUAAGAAAUACUCUGACAUCUCUGGACUCCCUGCAAACUACACGGACCCUCAGACUAAGCUCCGCUUCACAUCCUCUGAGGAGUUCUCCUACAUCCGUCUCCUCCCAACCGAUGUAGUGACUGGAUACCUGGCCCUUCGAAAGGCAACAUGCAUCGUACCCUGACACCUGAGCAAGACUUGAAGACUGAAAGACGUUAAAAACAGAACUGAACUCAUGUUUAUGUUUGAGCUGUUGGGCCGGCAAGGAACCACUGAGAGCGCUGUCUGCGUACGGAGAGGACACAGAACAGAACUUUGUAAAAGAACAGCUUGAGCUGCCAAACAUUUGCACAGCUGUUUUUAUGAAAGGUUUUAAGUUAUUAUUCAGAGUUACUGUGACAAAAAUAAAUGCAACACAUAAUAUUCUUUUGAUUGAAUGCUUAUUCACUUUGUGAGCCAUGUUUGUUGUCAGUAGCUGGAUAUCAUACUUUCACUCUACGAGAAUGCAUCUGAACAAUACACUUUUAUUUAAGUGUAUGAAAAGUGUUAUCUUUAAUGAUAUUUGCUACCAUUAAGUUUUAAAGCUUGGUGUGGGUUUGCUACUGUUGAAUCGCGUGGCUAGGAUGCUGUGCGCCCCCUUGUGGUAGAACAUUCAGAUGUGUAAAAACCAAAAAGCUGUUAGUAGAAGGUCACCCAUUUCAGAAUGUUACUUUUUACAUGUAGCUCUUUAAAUCCUACUUGAAUAUGUUUGAUUUCAGUUUAUCUCUUAUUCAUCUGUGUUUUCUAAUCUUUUUUGUAUGAAUAAAUAUUUCUAAGUUAAAAACUGAGAAAAGUC